Penicilliopsis zonata CBS 506.65 is the source of this 524-nucleotide messenger RNA. RefSeq lists its product as hypothetical. The transcript has 2 exons. The record is from RefSeq and is a predicted model, not a curated record. NCBI's taxonomy places the organism in Eukaryota, Fungi, Ascomycota, Eurotiomycetes, Eurotiales, Aspergillaceae. Bases 124 to 390 code for a protein of 88 amino acids.
AGCUAUGGAGUUAUUACUGCGAAUGAAGAAAAAAAAUAUGGAGAUAUUAUUGUUCUGUACAAACUGGUAAUCCUUGCUGGAUUCGGUCUCCUUUAAUGGCUAGGGAAACGCCCCUCCCCCUGGAUGUCAAGAGAGAGCCGCUGCACACACGCAGCACGAGUUCUCCGCUCUCCUCCACACCUAACACUUCGUCAUCCUUCUAGCACGAGCUUACUGGGUGCUGUGGGGGCGAUCGGCUGUCCAGUGCCGACUCCCAUUCAUCCCCUGGAUGUUCCUUGCUUGCCCUUAAACAAAGUGGCGUGGCAGCGGCAUGCGAGAAAUACCAAAGCUGGAGAGAGGAGAGAGCUAGAGGCAAAGAGAGACAGAGCUUGGGUCAAAAAGAGCGAGUAAAACCAGCCAAUAUUAAUCGUUUCAUACAAGUACUUUUUCUCUUACGUCUACGGAGUAUCGUGGAAUUUUUCUCUCUUCUCCCUCUCUCUCUCUCUCUCUCUCUCUCUCUCUCUCUCAUAACCCACUCACCCACU